CGUUGGCGAAUAUCGCGAUCUGAACAUCGAUCGCAAACAAAUGUUACAGCGGCACACAUCAAUCGUCAAGUUGAAUAACGUCUAUUGCAAUCAUUUGAUCGUAAUAUACUAAUCAUGUCUAAAAGAGAACACGUCGAUAGUGAUUCUGAUGAUGGAUGGGUGGGACCGAUGCCGUCGGAGGCUGCCGAGCCGAAAAAACGUAAAGUUCUGGAGUACGAGCAAGUUUACCUCGACAAUUUACCCAGCUGUGAAUGUUACGAAAAAUCGUACAUGCAUAGAGAUGUUAUCACCCACGUUUUGGUCACAAAAACAAAUUUCGUGAUCACUGCCAGUUGCGACGGGCAUGUAAAGUUUUGGAAAAAACAGGAGGAACUAAUUGAGUUCGUUAAACAUUUCCGGGCACAUUUAAUGGCCAUUCAGUCGAUGGCAGCAAGCUGUAAUGGCGCGCUAAUGUGCACAGUCAGUUUAGACAAAAGUAUCAAGGUCUUUGAUGUUGUUAACUUUGACAUGAUUAACAUGAUGAAAUUAGACUACGUGCCACAGUGCUCUGAAUGGAUAUAUUCACCUGGAGAUGCGAUAUCUGCAUUAGCAGUUUCCGAUCAAGAUUCGAAUAAGAUCUAUGUUUAUGACGGUCAAGGGACAAAUACUCCUUUACAUGUCUUCGAAAAGUUACACACAAAAAAUGUCGUCAUUAUGAGGUACAAUCCAGUUUUCGAGACGUGUAUAUCUGUAGAUAAAGCAGGGAUUUUAGAAUAUUGGACAGGCCCUAAAACUGAGUACAAAUUUCCAAAAUGUGUUAAAUUUGAAUCUAAGCUGGAUACAAAUUUAUUUGAGUUUGCAAAAAAUAAAACUUACCCGUGUGGCUUAAGUGUUUCUCCUGACGGCAAGAAAUUUGCCAGUUUGAGUGGAGACAGGAAGGUCAGAGUGUUUCAUUUCUUGACUGGAAAGCUAUACAGGGUAUUUGACGAAACUCUGCAAAGAUUUACUGAGUUACAACAAACUACUCAACAAUUGCCUAACAUGGAAUUUGGGCGCAGAAUGGCUGUUGAGAGGGACUUGGACAAGACGGAAGCAAAUAUGGGCAACAUAAUAUUUGACGAAUCAGGGUACAUGGUCAUGUACAGUACAAUGCUUGGCGUAAAGUUGGUGAAUUUGUAUACAAAUCGCUGCGUUACAAUCAUGGGUAAGCCUGAAAACUUCAGGCCUAUGCAACUAGCUUUGUUUCAGGGUAAAGCGAAGAAAACUACGGCUGCAGUGACGUUUGAAAUGGAGGCAUCAGAAAACCCGACAAUGGAGUUGAAUCGCCCAGAUCCAACAUUGUUUUGCACAGCGCACAAGAAAAAUAGAUUUUAUAUGUUCACGCGACGUGAACCAGAAGACACAAAGAGCCAGGAGUGUGACAGGGAUGUUUUCAAUGAAAAACCAUCCAAAGAGGACAUUAUCUCAUCCACAGAAGCCACUAAUAUGCAGAAAAUAUAUGACGUGGCGAUUCUGCACACAGCUCUUGGAGACAUACAUAUCAGCCUCUUUGGCAAAGAUGUGCCUAAAACGGUGGAAAACUUUUGUAUGCAUUCUAAGAAUAAUUAUUACAAUGGUCACAUAUUUCACAGAGUUAUUAAAGGCUUCAUGAUACAAACUGGAGAUCCCACGGGAACUGGUACUGGUGGAGAAAGCAUAUGGGGAGGGGAAUUCGAAGACGAAUUCAGGCCUCAUCUCAAACACGACAGGCCAUAUACAUUGAGCAUGGCAAAUGCAGGGCCAAAUACAAAUGGAAGUCAAUUUUUCAUCACGCUUACACCUACGCCAUGGCUUGAUAACAAACACACAGUUUUUGGCCGAGUGAUCAAAGGAAUGGAAGUAGUUCAGAAUAUCAGCCAGGUGAAAACAAACCCUAAAACUGACAAACCAUAUGAUGAUAUUCGAAUAGUUAGCAUUACAGUCAAGUAGAUUUUCCAUUCAAACGAUGACAAUCACAUACUUGUAAAAUAAAUUUGUAUCAUUAAUAUUAAAUUAUUUCAAAUUUUA
Molecule: messenger RNA, 2025 nt
Organism: Neodiprion fabricii
Lineage: Eukaryota; Metazoa; Arthropoda; Insecta; Hymenoptera; Diprionidae
Product: peptidylprolyl isomerase domain and WD repeat-containing protein 1
Exons: 8
Coding region: 115-1947 (610 amino acids)
Biological process (GO): protein peptidyl-prolyl isomerization
Molecular function (GO): protein binding; peptidyl-prolyl cis-trans isomerase activity
Source: RefSeq, a predicted model, not a curated record